This is a messenger RNA of Epinephelus moara (kelp grouper), 1584 nucleotides long. RefSeq lists its product as uncharacterized. Lineage: Eukaryota; Metazoa; Chordata; Actinopteri; Perciformes; Serranidae. The record is from RefSeq and is a predicted model, not a curated record. The coding region runs from base 409 to 1071 and encodes 220 amino acids. The transcript has 3 exons.
CGUGCUCUCUCAAUCGUUGUCUCUUAUUUGUGAUUUAUUCUUUAUUUUCUCGCAAGUAUGGUAAACCGUUGCUGUGUUGUGGGGUGCCACAGCACCUCGCAUGACCGUAAUGGGAAAAAGAUUGCCAAUGGAUUAACUUUUCACCGCUUUCCUGCUUGGCGACAGGAUCACAGAAGCCAAGUUUCAGAGAUAAUAAAGGCUCGUCGGAUCGCUUGGAUAGCGGCUGUAAGAUGAACAGAUAUAACAUUCAACAAUAUUCCAAUGUUGAUGAGAGUGUGCUCCCUGCAUUUUCAUUCUGAUUGGGCACCAUCUCUACACCUGGGCCACACUGAGGUGAUGGCCACACAGAUUGCACGCUAUGAGAGAAAGGAAAGGAGAAAACGGUGAAGGACUGACAGUACACCUGAGAUGGAUGUGACGGUGAUGGAUGAACUUCUUUCACCAGGAGAGGCGCUAGCACCACUGGAGGAUGAUUUAGUAGAAGCAGAGGAUGGAGCUGACCAGAGACCAGCAGAGGAUGGAGCUGACCAGAGACCGCUGACAGAGUGUGACUUCUGUCAGCAUCGGCGCGCUGAAAUCGACCGCCUUUUGGAAGAGAACAGGGCCCUGAAAUGUGAGCUUGAAGAGAGGAAAAUGGAUGAACAAUUCCUGAAGGAUAACAACGUCAAAGUGAAGUACUACACUGGACUUCCAGACUUUGAAGUAGUAAUGGGUGUUCUGGCCUGUGUUGGACCGUACCUGACACAGACUAGUAGAGUACUGUCACCUUUUCAGAUGCUUUUCCUGACUUUCAUACGCCUUAGGCUGAAUUUGCCAACACAACACAUUGCCCACCUCUUUCAUGUAGACAGAAGAACUGUUUCCAGCACCUUCAGUAACAUCAUAGAUGGUUUGCAUAAACGUGUCAGCCCUUUGAUUAACUGGCCAGGGCAAGAUGCGUUGAAAGUCACUAUGCCCCAUCAGUUUGUGGAGGCCUUUGGGAAGCGUGUUGCUGUUAUUCUGGACUGUUUUGAAAUAUUCACACAAAGACCAUCAAAUCUUAAAGCUCAAGCUCAGUCGUACUCCUACUAACAACACAACACAACACAACACAACCAUGAAGUACCUCAUUGGUGUUACACCACAGGGCUCAAUUUCUUUCAUUUCCAAGGGGUGGGGGGGACGCGUCAGUGAUAAGCAUAUAACUGAUAACAGUGGGAUUCUGGAUAAACUCUUACCUGGUGAUUUGGUGUUGGCCGAUCGUGGCUUUGAUAUACAAGACAGUGUGGGACUUAUGUGUGCCGAUGUAAAGAUCCCUGCGUUCACAAAAGGAUGCUGUCCCCUGGAUGCAAGAGAUGUGUAGAGCACGAGGAAAAUUGCCCACCUCCGGAUUCAUGUGGAAAGGGUGAUUGGAACCAUCCGCAACAAGUACACAAUAUUGUCUGCUUAAGUACCAAUUCGCAUGGUGUUGCCAUGCAAGGAUCAGGACAUGACAUUCCUUGAUAAGAUUGUGUCUGUAUGUUGUGCUCUGACUAACAUGAGCCCUAGUGUUGUGUUGAGAAAUGAGUGAUGCUACCACCCUCACUGAAAUAAAUGUGAUUGAAA